Arabidopsis thaliana (thale cress) is the source of this 1335-nucleotide messenger RNA. RefSeq names its product RING/U-box superfamily protein. Lineage: Eukaryota; Viridiplantae; Streptophyta; Magnoliopsida; Brassicales; Brassicaceae. The coding region runs from base 1 to 1335 and encodes 444 amino acids. Gene Ontology annotation, molecular function: RNA-DNA hybrid ribonuclease activity; nucleic acid binding; zinc ion binding. Gene Ontology annotation, biological process: protein ubiquitination. The transcript has 3 exons. The record is from RefSeq and is marked reviewed.
AUGGAUUAUGCGGUAACCAAAGAUAUCCCAAAUCGCAAAGGUGAGGGAAGUUCUAAGGUUGGCCAAUCCACCUUUGAGACACAAAGUUGUGUGGAUAAUGUAGUCUACAAAUUGUACUUCAAGGGUUUGGUGAGCGGUGAAACGGCGACAGACAAGAAAGCGAUUGUGAAAGUUGGGUUUGGAGUCGCGAUAUGCGACGAGGCGGAUAACUUAUUCUAUGGAAUGAAUAAAUCACUUUAUGAAGCUGUGAUUAACCGCGAAGAAGCAGAUAUUCUAGCACUAAUUACUGGGUUAUAUGAAUCAAUUCACCGUGGGGUUAAAAAUGUCGUGAUUUGUUGCGAUGACCGUCAAAUUUACCAAACCAUAAUUGGUAGAGAGAAGCCUCAGCAGAAGAAUGUCCAUCUUUUGGAAGAAGUCCAACGCCUUAGAGGGAGACUGGCUUCUACUGGAACUGUUUUGGUUGCGACGCGAGAUGAUAACUUUGCUCUUAGACUUGCUAUAGAUGCACUUGUGAAGGCAACACAAGAAAAACCAUUGACUUGUUCCAUUUGUAGUGACAAAACCGACGCUGAGCACAUGUUAUUGAACGACAAAUGCCUUCACCGUCAUUGCUUUUCUUGCGUGAAACAGCAAGUGAAAGUGAAGCUUCGUAGCGGAAUAGUGCCCCCGUGCCUUGAAGAUGGAUGCAAGUCUGAGCUCACUCUUGAAAGUUGUAGCAUGGUUUUGACACCAAAGCUGAUUGAGAUGUGGAAACGUAAAAUGGAGGAGGACUUAAUUCCCGAUGCUGAGAAAAUCUACUGCCCAUAUCGAAGCUGCUCAAUGUUGAUGUCCAAAACCGAGCUUUCAAGAGAAGCCGAACAAUCCAAUGUCCGAGCAUGUAUCAAAUGCUCUGAACUCUUCUGCAUUGACUGCAAAGUACCAUGGCAUUCUGAUUUGUCCUGUGCUGAUUACAAGAGAAUUCACUCUGAACGUCUGGUUAAUGACAUGAUGCUUAAGGUUCUGGCAAACGACCAAAUGUGGCGUCAAUGUUCCGAGUGUAAGCACAUGAUUGAACUGACUGAGGGUUGCAAUCACAUAACUUGCAGAUGUGGAUAUGAGUUUUGCUACAGAUGUGGGCACAAAUGGACUAAGUAUCAUCAUUACAGUUGCCAACUUAUGGAUAAUCGUGAAGAUGAAGAAGAUUAUAAUCUUCAUGUUGAUGCUGAGGUCAACAAUGAUGAUGAUGACGAUGAAGAUUAUGUAUUUGAUGAAGAUUAUGAGGAGGAUGACGAUGAUGACGACGAUGAUGAUGGCACAACAUACAGCUUAGAAGACUUUCGAAGAGAGAUUUCGUGA